Molecule: messenger RNA, 2845 nt
Organism: Oryzias melastigma (Indian medaka)
Lineage: Eukaryota; Metazoa; Chordata; Actinopteri; Beloniformes; Adrianichthyidae
Gene: ilvbl
Product: ilvB (bacterial acetolactate synthase)-like
Exons: 14
Coding region: 292-2169 (625 amino acids)
Biological process (GO): L-valine biosynthetic process
Cellular component (GO): acetolactate synthase complex
Molecular function (GO): acetolactate synthase activity; magnesium ion binding; flavin adenine dinucleotide binding
Source: RefSeq, a predicted model, not a curated record
GCCCAUAUUUCUGCCACGGCAAGAGCGAAGGGUCAUGUUUUUCCUGGAGUUCAAUUACUCGCGAGACUGUCGUUUUAAAAAUUAAAUAUCGUAACUAAAUACAACUGAACUUGCAUUUCUACAAGUUUAAGCUAUAACUGGAAAGCAGAAGUGGCAUUGCAUCAUGUUAGCAUAGCCUGAAUGAGUAAACUGCUCACGUGCUCUUAGGAAAAAAGAGCUUUAUCCGUGAGGUCAUUCAAAGUUUGUCGGUUUUACACCUUUACGGUUCAGGUUCUGCUUCCGCAUCGAGACAUGGAGUCUCUCGGAGCUGCUGGCGCUGUUCUCGGAUGCUCUGCCUGCAUUCCGGUGGUCGGGCUUCUGCUCGCCGCCUACAAACUUGGCUUAUUUUACCAGCUAUUUCACAAGACGGAGACCGAGAGCCCACGGCAUGGUGGUGAGAGCGUGGCAGAGGUCCUCCGUGCUCACGGGGUCAAGUUCCUCUUCACCCUGGUGGGCGGGCACAUUUCCCCCAUCCUCGUGGCGUGCGAGAAGGUCGGCAUCCGUAUCGUGGACACCAGACACGAAGCCACGGCUGUCUUUGCCGCCGACGCUGUGGCGCGACUCUCAGGUACUGUCGGGGUAGCCGCCGUAACGGCUGGCCCGGGCCUGACCAACACGGUGACGGCAGUGAAGAACGCACAAAUGGCGGAAUCUCCUCUGCUGCUUUUGGGAGGAGGUGCUGCUACACUACUGCAGGGAAGAGGAGCGCUGCAAGACAUCGAUCAGAUGUCUCUCUUCAAGCCGCUGUGUAAAUUCUGUGCCUCCAUCAGGACGGUGAGGGAAAUCGUGCCGACUCUCAGGAAAGCUCUCGCCGUCGCUCAGUCAGGAACGCCGGGCCCUGUUUUUAUAGAGUUCCCCAUCGACACCCUGUACCCCUAUCACCUUGUGUCCAAAGAGUUUGCACCCAAAACCCCUCCGAAAGGCCUGAUGGGAAGCAUCAUUUCAUGGUAUCUUCAGAAUCACCUCAUGAACCUCUUUGCUGGAGCCUGGGAGGCCAGAGAUGUCUCUCCUCUUCCUGUCCACAUCCCUCAAGCCACGAGCGAUCAGGUACAGAAGUGCAUAGAGCUGGUGAGUCGAGCAAAGAAACCCGUCAUUCUUCUGGGUAGUCAGGUGACUCUGCCUCCAUCGCCGGCCGACCACGUCAGGAAGGCUUUGGAAGAUCUAGGGAUCCCCUGCUUUCUUGGAGGCAUGUCUCGUGGGCUGCUGGGUAAAGACAGCCCCAUCCACAUCCGACAGAACCGCAGAGACGCUCUAAAGGAGGCCGACGUGGUUCUCCUAGCAGGUACCGUGUGCGACUUCCGGCUGAGCUACGGCCGAGUCCUCAGCAGACGCAGCAAGGUCAUCGCGGUCAACAGGGAUCAGUCCCAGCUGCUGAAGAACUCUGACAUGUUCUGGAAGCCGACUGUUGCCAUCCAGGGUGAUCCCGGCUCCUUUUUAGUACAACUUGCCAAAGGUCUGAAAGGUCACCGCUGUCCAGAGGAGUGGCCUCAGAGCCUGAAAGCUGGCGAUGUGACCAAAGAGAGUGCAAACAGGGCUAAAGCCGAUGAGAAGACGGAGCGACACUUGAACCCCAUCAAAGUCCUCCACUGUGUGGAUGAGCUGAUGGACGAGGACAGCAUCAUCGUGGCCGACGGGGGCGAUUUUGUUGGAACUGCUGCUUAUAUAAUGAGACCAAGGGGACCUCUGCGUUGGCUCGAUCCAGGAGCCUUUGGGACUCUGGGAGUGGGAGGAGGUUUUGCUCUGGGGGCAAAACUGUGUCGGCCUGAAUCGGAGGUGUGGAUAAUCUAUGGCGAUGGCUCCUUGGGAUACAGCGUCGCAGAGUUUGACACAUUUACUAGACACAAGACCCCGGUUCUAGCUCUGGUGGGAAACGAUGCAUGUUGGAGUCAGAUAUCCAGGGAGCAGGUUCCCAUCCUGGGCAGUAAUGUAGCAUGUGGUCUUGCUUUUACAGAUUAUCACGUAGUGGCUGAUGGUUACGGCGGAAAAGGCUACCUCGUGGGUCGAGACGAGGAGAGCCGACUCAGCGACAUCAUCAAACAGGCUCAGAAAGAGACCAAGGAGGGCAAGGCGACACUUCUCAAUGUUCUGAUAGGAAAGACCAACUUCAGAGAGGGCUCCAUCUCUGUUUAGUUAACUCAGUGGUCUGCUUUUAUUUGUAGGUUUUAUGGGUAACUUCGACAAAUAACAAGUACAUAUUUAAAGAAAUAAUUAGUAUAAUAUCUCCUUAUCCUUUAAAGGUUAAGCUAAAGUCUAAAACCAAAGCUUUUCUGGAAAAAAAGGAAAACAAGAGGAGAAAAAACACACAUGACUUAUUAGUCAUAAGCACCUUUACACAUCUACUUUGUGGCCUAUCAGCUUAAAACAAAUAUUUGUUAUUUUUGUCCGGGGUUUGGGUUUAUGAUAUAACUGCUGCAUUUAAAAAGGGAAGGAACCAUUAUUUUAGCACUUUUGAUUUAAUAUGAAUAUGUUUCUUUUUCUCUCUUUUGUUGACCUUUAAACUGGUUAUUACAGGUUUUCCAAAUAAGCCAACAACCACGUGUGAAAGACGACAUUGAUUUAAGUUAUCACACGUGACCAGUAUGCCUUCUGUACCGCUCUGACGUGGAGCUGUUUACACGUCAAAUGUCGGAGAACUCAUUUGCUGCAUAAGUAGAUGACUUGAUACAAGUACUGGAAGUAUUUCUUUGAAUGUCUCCAGCUGAUUUAUGCUCUGCCUUUCAAUGUUUGAUUGUAACUUUGAAUAUUCUAAAUCAAACUCAUGUCUACUGAUUCAUUCAUGAAUUAAAGUGCUAUGAAGUGAAAUGGA